UUGUAUCUGUCGUUCUUUGUUGAAGCACCUUCUUCACUUUGAGAUUUUCGCAACUAAUUUUCUGCAAAUUUUUUUUUUGAAAAGAAGCACAGAAAUAUAAAUUAAUCCAUCUUCGUUUGGUAUUAGAGAAAAUGCAACAUUAAGAUUCAAGUAGUAGUCCAUACAUACGAAUUGGAAUAUAUAGAUUAUUAAAGAGAGAGAAAGGAAGAGCAGAUGGGGCAGGCAUUUCGUCGAGCAGCUGGAAGGAUCGGAAGCUCAGGAAUGGAAACUUCGUCGUCGCAGCUGAAGAAGCCCAUUGAGAGACCGCCACCCCCGCCGCCGGAAAUUAUAUCCGCCCAAAAUGUCGGCACCGGAGCUGAGAGCACUCCGAAAGUUAAUCUCAAAAGUGUCCUUGAAGAACGAGAUCCACAGUUUGAUGUGAUGCUUAGUCAAAUGGUUGGUAGAAUUCAUGCUAAGCCUGGAGGGAAACUUGAAAUGGGUGAGGGAUCGGUUGUGGAAAAAUAUGAUAGGCCUUUACCAAAGCUAAGGAAUACAACAACAGAGUCUAGCAGAUACGAGGGAAGGCCGGCGCCUCCAGGAACCUUAAAUGUAGCGCAGUUACGAGAAAUCAUAAUGUUGUAUCAAGGCAAAUCGAAUGAGCAUGAAGGGCCUAUGGAUGUCAACCAAAUAGCUAACAAGUUCCGAAUCGACGUUUCUCAAGUCCAAAGUAUCGUCCAGUUUGUGUCACUGCCUCCUGAGGACACCAAAGAGCAGAAGAAGUUCUGAUUUAGUUUUUGCAAAAUACUCUCAUCACAAUUUUGCAAUCAGAGAUCACAUUUUUACUAAUAAUCACAAAGCUUUUAGUGUAUGUGAACACUAACACUGUUUUGACUUUAUAUUAAUGCAAAUGAGUCUAGUGUGUGUGGAUUAUGUAUUACUAGUAAUACUCUUAGGUCUUGUAAUCCAAUCUUGAUCCUUCCCCCAGCUGAUUCACCAAGAAGGGUGAAAAUAGCAAAAUAUUUUUCACAUUGCAAGUGAAUGUAAUUGAAAAAUGUGUUCCAUUCAAACGCAUAACAUUUUACCAGUUCAGAUAUCAAACUAAA
Molecule: messenger RNA, 1082 nt
Organism: Ipomoea triloba (trilobed morning glory)
Lineage: Eukaryota; Viridiplantae; Streptophyta; Magnoliopsida; Solanales; Convolvulaceae
Exons: 3
Coding region: 214-765 (183 amino acids)
Source: RefSeq, a predicted model, not a curated record